AACCUCAAAAUCUCUCCCUUUUUCUCAAAAUCAAAGCCCCCCACCCAAAAAUGCCUGCUUUUCCAGAAGAGCCGCUGCUAGCCUCCAACGCGGAUCGGUUUUGCAUGUUCCCGAUCCAAUACCCUCAAAUCUGGGAGAUGUACAAGAAGGCCGAGGCCUCCUUCUGGACUGCCGAGGAAGUGGACCUCUCACAGGAUCUACGCCACUGGGAAGCCCUCACCGACGACGAGCGUCACUUCAUCACUCACGUCCUCGCGUUCUUCGCCGCCUCGGACGGAAUCGUCCUUGAGAACCUCGCGGGCAGGUUCAUGAAGGAAGUCCAAGUCGCGGAGGCUCGUGCCUUCUAUGGUUUCCAGAUCGCAAUCGAGAAUAUCCACUCCGAGAUGUAUAGUCUCCUCCUCGAAACCUACAUUAAGGAUUCCGGUGAAAAGAACAGGCUCUUCCAUGCCAUCGAAACGGUGCCCUGCGUAGCGAAGAAGGCUGAGUGGGCGUUGAAAUGGAUAGACGGAUCUGAGUCCUUCGCGGAGAGAUUAAUCGCCUUCGCUUGCGUGGAGGGGAUUUUCUUCUCUGGAAGUUUCUGUGCUAUAUUUUGGCUAAAAAAGCGUGGGUUAAUGCCGGGGCUUACCUUCUCCAACGAGUUGAUCUCGCGGGAUGAAGGCCUCCACUGCGAUUUCGCCUGCUUGCUGUAUAGUCUUCUAAAGAAGAAGCUAAGUGAGGAGCGCGUGCGAGGAAUCGUCAAGGACGCGGUGGACAUCGAGAGGGAGUUUGUCUGCGACGCGCUGCCGUGCGCGCUGGUAGGGAUGAACGGCGAGUUAAUGAGUCAGUACAUCGAGUUUGUCGCCGAUCGGUUGUUGGGAGCGUUAGGGUACGGGAAGAUGUAUGGUGUGGCGAAUCCGUUCGAUUGGAUGGAGCUGAUUUCGUUGCAGGGGAAAACGAAUUUCUUUGAGAAGAGAGUGGGGGAGUAUCAGAAGGCUGCCGUUAUGUCAAGCUUGAACGGGAACGGAGCGACCCACGUCUUCAAAAUCGACGAAGACUUUUAGGGUUUGCUAUGCUCUCCUGGGUUGUCGAAUUGCCUUUUUCUCUGUGUAUUUUUGUGUUUGAAUUUCAAUUUGCUGCUCAGAAAUUUAAAAUGAUAGUAAUAUAUAUUAUAAAAUUUUUUGUUUGCA
This is a messenger RNA of Rubroshorea leprosula, 1166 nucleotides long. The record is from the annotation of a GenBank genome assembly. NCBI's taxonomy places the organism in Eukaryota, Viridiplantae, Streptophyta, Magnoliopsida, Malvales, Dipterocarpaceae.